This is a messenger RNA of Psilocybe cubensis, 714 nucleotides long. RefSeq lists its product as uncharacterized. The coding region runs from base 1 to 714 and encodes 237 amino acids. The transcript is spliced from 2 exons. NCBI's taxonomy places the organism in Eukaryota, Fungi, Basidiomycota, Agaricomycetes, Agaricales, Agrocybaceae. The record is from RefSeq and is a predicted model, not a curated record.
AUGAAUCGUGCAUUCUCUACCAUCAACACUGUUUUGAAGGCCAUGUCGAACCCCUCUUUGAAAGAUUUCUCAACAUGCGAGAUAUCUGACGCCUUGAUCAAACUCUCUGUCCCCCACGGAGGCCAUAUCCCUGACAUCCAUAUGACCUGCCCGAGCCCAGACGUUAAAUUAUGCAGCCCAGCAUACACUGUCCAAAUGGUGCUAGCAUCAAACACAACCGCUCCAAAGCUUACUGCCCACUUUGUUGACACUGCUCCUGCAGGCUCAGUCAUCGUCAUCGAUGCACCUCCCGAGGCUAAAAGUGCAGUGUGGGGAGGGCUCAUGACUGCAGGUGCGCAAGCGCGUGGUGUAACUGGCGUCGUUAUAUCUGGUCGCUGCAGAGACCUUGCAGAGCACAGAGCACUCGGUUUUCCAGUUUUCUCUCGCGGACAUUCAACUCUUGGACAAUCCCCAUUCACGAGACCAUCUGCCAUAAACAUCGAGUUAACCAUAACCCCUCAAGGCCCAGGUGCAGACAGCUUCCCUGCUGUUACUAUUCAACCCGGUGACUGGAUUGUUGCCGAUGAGGAUGGCAUUGUAUGUGUUCCACGAGAUCUUGAAGCUCAGGUGGUCGAUUUGGCCUUCAAAGGGAGGGAAAUCGACGCUCGCUGUAUGGAAGAUAUCAAGGCAGGAAAAGGUAUCCAGCAGUCUUUCAAGCAGCACAGAGGGAAAUGA